Auanema sp. JU1783 is the source of this 3582-nucleotide messenger RNA. The record is from the annotation of a GenBank genome assembly. Lineage: Eukaryota; Metazoa; Nematoda; Chromadorea; Rhabditida; Rhabditidae.
AUGAGAGAGGUAGGUGGCGGCCGACGCCACCAAUUGACUCUCGAGUCAGGUGAAAAUGCACUGAAUUUGUUCGCAUACCGGUCUAGUUCCAUAAGAACUUUUCUUUUUUACUUGUUUUCUGUAUUAACGUUUGGACUUUUCCGUCUAGUUCUUCAUUGGAAGCCCAGAUGGCAUUUGUGGUUUCGCACAGUCCGGUCAACAUUUGAAGAUGCAGAUUUCAUUUUCAUUGUCAAUGCCGAUAAUGUUGCUGAAUUUGUACCGAUCUCGACUAAACGUAGAAGUCAGUACGGACCACCAUUGGUUAUACCUCGUGAGGAUGGUUCAAUGAAGGAGGUCGAGUCUUUCCGUUGGUUCGCUUAUCGGGAGUUGCAUUAUAUAUGGAUGGAAGGGGAAGAUGUAGAUGGUAGUGGUGUUUUCGUAGCUCCCAGUGAAAUGGAUCAAACGCAACCUCUCUCUCGCUUACACGAAAUAGUCCGUGGAUGUUUAGGAUUCACAGAUGACGAAGUGUAUCAGCGUAUAGAGACGUAUGGUAGGAAUCUAAUUGAGGUGAAAGUUCGAUCUAUCUUUGUUUUGUUAUUCAUGGAAGUGAUAUCGCCAUUUUACAUUUUUCAAAUAUUCAGCGUAAUCAUCUGGUAUAAUGAUGAGUAUUGUUAUUAUGCAACUGUGAUCGUGUUGAUGUCUGUAGCGUCCAUAACAAUGGACAUAUUCCAAACUAGAAAACAAGAGAAACGCUUACGUGCUAUGGUAAACGUAUCAGAAGAGGUGGAGGUUAUCCGUAAUGGUGGAAAAGUGAUUAGAAUUAACAGUGAAGAGAUUGUACCGGGUGAUAUUCUUCUCAUUCCUCCUACUGGAUGUAUUCUGCAAUGCGAUGCUGUUUUAAUGAAUGGUACAGUAAUAGUGAACGAGAGUAUGCUAACAGGCGAAUCAGUUCCCAUAACUAAGGUUGCCCUGCCGGAUGAUCAUAGUGAUGCUCAUUUCCACCUAGAGAAACACUCCAAGCAUAUUUUGUUUUGCGGAACUGAUGUGCUACAAACUAGGUUUUAUCCCGGUCAGAAAGUCAAGGCUGUUGUUCUUCGAACUUCUUUCUCUACUCUCAAAGGGCAGCUUGUACGCUCUAUAAUGUUCCCAAAACCAAUAGACUUCCGUUUCACCAAGGAUCUGUUCAAGUUCAUUGGUUUCUUGGGUUGUAUCUCAGGAUGCGGAUUCAUCUACACAAUCAUUAUAAUGGUAGUUCGAGGAAGCAGUUUCAGACGUGUUGUCAUCCGCGCACUGGACAUCAUAACAAUCACAGUUCCUCCUGCUUUACCAGCUGCGAUGUCUGUCGGAAUCAUGUCGGCUCAGCUCCGACUGGAAAAAAAAGACAUUUUUUGUAUUUCACCUUCCACUAUAAAUUUAUGUGGAGCUUUGAAUGUGGUUUGUUUCGAUAAAACAGGAACCUUGACGGAAGAUGGUCUUGAUUUCCAUGUCAUUCGUCCAGUUGAACCAGCGAAUGAAGACAAGAAGGCUGAAUUCAAACCAGAAACAGCUGAGAUGAAGAGAGCAGAACUACCAAUGAAGGGUGAUUUGGUUAAUGCUAUUGCUACUUGCCACUCUUUGACUAGAAUCAAUGGUGCACUGAACGGCGAUCCUUUAGACCUCAUUCUCUUCCAACAAACCGGAUGGUCUCUCGAGGAACCAGCAGAAAUCAGUGGAGAUGAAAUUAACAACGAAGCUGAAAUCUAUGAUGCUGUUCAACCGUCAAUUAUCAAACCUCCUCAAGCAGUUGGUGGAAAACCCGAAGAGUAUUCCGUCAUUCGUCAGUUCACUUUCAGUUCCUCUCUGCAACGGAUGUCAGUAAUCGUUUUCAAUCCAAAUGAUGAAGACCAUAAUAUGACGCUCUAUUGUAAAGGAUCUCCGGAAAUGAUUUCCAGCUUAUGUGACCCAAAGACUGUUCCUGAUAACUAUGCUACCAUUGUUAAUCAUUAUGCUCAACAUGGAUUCCGUUUGAUUGCUGUGGCUCGCCGGCAUCUUAAUAUAAGUUAUUCCAAAGCCGCCAAAAUUCCGAGAAAUCAGGUUGAAUGCGAGCUUGAACUAUUAGGUAUUGUUGCCAUGGAAAAUCGUGUGAAAGAUGUGACCCUUGGAGUUGUUAAUCAGUUGAAUAGAGCUCACAUCCGAACCGUGAUGGUCACAGGAGACAAUAUACUAACCGCGUUGAGUGUAGCUCGAGAGUGUGGAAUCAUCAGACCAGAAAGGAGAACUUUCAUUGUUGACCAUGUGGUAGAUGAAAAGGAUUCUCAAGGCAGAACGUCUUUGACACUAAAACCGUCUGUGUCUUCUUCUGACGACAUCCUAGAUGAUGAACCUGUCGAAAAGACUCUAACAGAUGCUGAACUCGGUUUACUUGUUCAUAGUAAUUAUCAUCUCUGUAUUUCUGGAGCUACAUUCAAUAUUAUUUUCAAUGAAUACCCUGAGCUAUUAGACUCUCUAGUAUGUGUGUGCGAUGUUUUCGCUAGAAUGGCACCUGAACAGAAGAAACAGCUAAUUAAUCAUCUACAGGAAGUCAGUUAUACUGUUGCUAUGUGCGGAGACGGAGCUAAUGACUGCGCUGCGUUGAAAGCUGCUCACGCUGGAAUAUCAUUAUCAGAUGCUGAAGCUUCUAUUGCAGCUCCAUUCACAUCGAAAGUUCCUGAUAUUCGUUGUGUUCCCACUAUUAUAAGUGAAGGAAGAGCAGCAUUAGUGACCUCAUUUGGAAUUUUCAAAUAUAUGGCAGGAUAUUCGUUGACACAAUUUUUCACUGUAAUGCAACUGUAUUACAUUUCCAAUAUUCUCACUGAUGGACAGUUCAUGUAUAUCGAUAUGUUUUUAAUAACUCUCCUCGCUCUCUUAUUUGGUAAUACACCAGCUUACCCGCGUCUCCACUAUUGCCCACCUCCGACUCGGUUGCUUUCCAUCGCCAGUAUGACCAGCGUUAUUGGACAGUUAUUAAUAAUGGGAACAACUCAGCUUUUCGUGUUUAUCUGGACUACAUAUCAACCAUGGUUUGUUCCUUAUGAGCCACCUCAAGGACCAGAUCCCGAGGAUAAACGCAGCAUGCAGGGAACUGCCCUGUUUUGCGUGUCUGUGUUCCAAUAUAUCACCUUAGCAGUUGUCUAUUCGAAAGGCAAACCUUUCAGAGGAGGUAUAACCAGUAAUCGACUUUUCUUAGGAGCUAUUGUUUCUGUUACCUUGGUGUCUGCUUUCAUUGUGCUCUCCGCGAAUGAAUGGGUCGAUGUAGCCAUUGGAAAUAUACGUAUACCAGAUUGGCAGUUCAAGUUUUCUCUUGUUGCCUUAGCCAUAGGCAAUGCCGUAGUGUCAUUCGUAUUCGAAUCUGUUCUCGUAGAUAAGCUAAUACUUCAACUCUGGGAAAGGAAGAAAAAACAGAAAGCCAUCAAGGAAUAUUCUUCUCUCUCAGAUAUCCGAGAAGGGGGAGGACCUAUAUUUGAGCAUAUUUUAUCUAGGAUAGGAGCUGAGCCGUCAUGGCUCCUCACUGUUGCAAGUUAUAUAAAUGCUGAUGAAAGUACAAAUACUAAGAAAGCCAAUGGUAAAAGUAAUGGUCAUAUAUGA